This is a messenger RNA of Diplodia corticola, 1893 nucleotides long. RefSeq names its product leukotriene a-4 hydrolase. The transcript is spliced from 3 exons. Lineage: Eukaryota; Fungi; Ascomycota; Dothideomycetes; Botryosphaeriales; Botryosphaeriaceae. The record is from RefSeq and is a predicted model, not a curated record. Gene Ontology annotation, cellular component: cytosol. Gene Ontology annotation, molecular function: aminopeptidase activity; zinc ion binding; metallopeptidase activity. Gene Ontology annotation, biological process: proteolysis. Bases 1 to 1893 code for a protein of 630 amino acids.
AUGGUGACGCGCUAUUCCGCCGCUGCUGCCGUCGCAGUCAAUGCGCCCAGAGAUCCCAAUACCCUGAGCAAUUACCACAACUUCCUGACCACGCACACGACGGCCAACUUUGAGCUUGAUUUCGCCAAGAAGAGGCUUCUGGGAAACGUCGUAUUGCGAUUGAAGAGCUUGACGGACAAGGAAGCCGAUGAGGUGGUGUUGGAUACAAGCUUUCUUGACAUCAAGGAUGUCAAGGUCGACGGCAAAUCCGCGAAGUGGGAUCUCGCCGCUAGGGCAGAGCCUUACGGCAGCCCUCUGUUCAUCAAGCUCGGCAAAGGAGUCGAGAAGGAUGAGCACAUUGCUAUCGACAUUUCCCUUAGCACUACCGAGCAGUGCACUGCCCUUCAGUGGAUGACGCCUGAGCAGACUUCGAACAAGAAGCAGCCCUACAUGUUCUCGCAAUGCCAGGCCAUUCACGCUAGGUCUGUUCUUCCUUGCCAGGAUACACCUGACGUCAAGUCCACGGUUGAUUUCAACAUCCGUUCUCCUCUUCCGGUGCUGGCCAGCGGCCUCCCCACUGGUGCCAAGGACUUCCAGCCGGGCAAGGAUGGAGCCCCCGGCACCUUGCUUUACACGUUCAAGCAAGAAGUACCAAUUCCCGCCUACCUCUUUGCUCUUGCUUCUGGCGAUCUUGCCAGCGCCUCCAUUGGACCCCGUAGCACUGUCUGGACCGGCCCCGAGGAGCUGAUUGCGUGCAAAUGGGAGCUUGAGAAUGACAUGGAGAAGUUCCUCGAGGCUGCGGAGAAGAUCGUGUACGAAUAUGCCUGGACCACCUACAACGUCCUUGUUCUCCCCAACAGCUUCCCUUAUGGAGGAAUGGAAAACCCCAUCUUUACAUUCGCGACACCGACCAUCAUCAGCGGAGACAAGCAGAACAUCGAUGUCAUCGCCCACGAGCUUGCCCACAGCUGGAGCGGAAACCUUGUCAGCAACGCUAGCUGGGAGCACUUCUGGCUCAACGAAGGCUGGACCGUUUACCUCGAGCGCAGAAUUAUUGCUGCUAUCCAUGGAGAGCCUCACAGGGACUUCUCUGCCAUCAUCGGCUGGAAGGCUCUGCAGGAUUCCGUUGAAAGAUUCGGUCGUGAUCAUGAAUACACCAAGUUGGUCAUGGACCUCAAGGGCAAGGACCCCGAUGACUCCUUCUCGUCUGUCCCGUACGAGAAGGGCUUCAACUUCCUCUAUUACCUCGAGAAGUUGAUUGGCAGAGAAAAGUGGGACAAGUUCAUCCCGCAUUACUUCAACAAGUACAAGUACAAGUCCCUCGACUCGUACGACUUCAAAGCCACUCUCAUCGACUUUUUCGCGUCCGACAAGGACGCCAAUGCCAAGCUCGAGUCCCUCGACUGGGACACUUGGUUCUACGCCCCCGGCUACCCUCCCAAGCCUAACUUCGACGACUCUCUUGUCAAGGUCUGCUACGAGCUGGCCGACCGCUGGGAGGCGGCCAACAAAGCGGGCGAUGUCUCUGUCUUCAAACCCACGUCUGACGAUAUCGCAAGCUGGACCGGCAACCAGGUCGUCGUGUUCCUUGAGAAGAUCCAGACAUGGGACGAGCUGCUCAAGCCCGACUUCGUCGAGGUCAUGGGUCAGAACUACCGCUUCCAGUCCAGCUCCAACGUGGAGAUCGUGUCGAGAUUCCUGACCCUUGGUCUGAAGAGCAAGACGAUCAGCACAUACCAGCCGACGGUCGAGCUGCUGGCAGUGGUGGGCCGGAUGAAGUUUGUGCGGCCGCUGUACAGGGCGCUCAAUGAGGCAGAUUCCGCGCUGGCGAAACAGACGUUUGAGCGGAACAAGGACUUCUACCAUCCCAUCUGCAGGGCGAUGGUGGAGAAGGAUCUGUAUGGUGAUCAGUAA